AAAUCCAUAUUCUCUCUGGUGACAAGUAGUCCUCCUCUAUGAUUGUAGCGGAGGGAUACAUUUAGGCAAAACAAGUCCCGGCGAGGUCCGGGAGGCGUCACGUGUGUUUGCACGUGUUUCAUUAACCCGGAAGCAGAUGGUCCGACUGGGUGUGUUGAUGUCAAAACGUGUGUUUAUUUAUUUUAUUGUUGUUUUUCGUUGGUCCCUCUUUCGCCGGCGUUGUAAAGUAUGGACAAAGACAAGAGCAGCGACAAUCACGCCCAGUGCUCCUGGAUGGAGAUGCACCAGUACAUCAGCGACCUCCUCUCGUCCGGAAGCCAGUCCAAAAACUCGCCGGACGUGAGAAACGCAGCAUGGGGGGCGACAGCUGUUGCUGCCGGGGCUCCCUUCGGAUUCAAAGCGUCCUCGCUGCAGCCCCUGCAGCCGGUCCAGGAGAGGAGAGAGGCGGCCCCGGGCAGGCCGGUCCACGCCGGGGCAACACACCGGAGGGGAGAGGCCAGAGACGGGGCAGAAGGUUUGGAUGAGCAUCAUGGCUGCACCUGCCCCGGAUGUCCUUUCUUUAGCUCCUCAUCCUCCUUUGAAACUUUAACACCCCGACAGUCGCUGUCCUCAUCUCUAUUGGCUCAAGCUUCAUGCCAGCCCAAAGACCUGAGCAUGAACCUGUGCUCUCCGGACACCACCGGCGCCGCGUCGGAGCAGGAGUCCAGGCCGUCCGACCGACCACAGACCAACAACGCGGACAGAGGGACCCAGAACCAAAACCUCGACACUCCCUUAAGAGCCUCAGCAGGCUCUUUGGCUCAUCUCUCCAUGAUUCCCUGCUUCUGUUGCCACCGAGGAGUACAAACCGGUGCUCACCUCAUGAACAGUCAGGACAGCGCAGACUCCCCCUUUUCCCACACCCACGCCCACCAUCACUUCCAUCACCACCACUGCCCCAUAUCGUCGUGCGUUCCCUGCCCUCAGCUGGCCCACUCUGCACAGCUGUCUGCCGUCAUUCCCUGCCUGUCCUGCCGAUGCUCGCUCCCCACCUGUCCUCAGGUCUGCCGCCAUCAGCACAGAGAAGCCCAGCAGCAGCAAGAGGAACGAGGAAGACCCCUUCUGUCUCUGCAUCCCUGCAUGCACUGCCCCGCCUCUUUUUCCAGACCGUCUCAGCUGCUGCAGCACCAGCGCUCCGAGCACGCCCAUAAGCAGUCAGGCUUCCUCUGCACGGAGUGCGGCCGAGCCUUCAACUCGCACAGCAACCUCCGUAUUCACCUGAACGUGCACACCGGCGCCCGGCCGUAUUCCUGCACUGACUGCGGGAAGAGUUUCAGCCAGUCAGGAGCUCUGAAGAUCCACAAGAGGAUUCACACAGGUGAAAGACCGUAUUCCUGCGACUUUUGCGGCAGGGGGUUUCCCCAUCUUGCAGGGGUGCGGGCUCACCUGCGGACUCACACAGGGGAGAAGCCCUACAGCUGUGCCCUGUGUGGGAAGUGCUUUACUCAGUCAGGAGCUCUUAAGAUCCACACCCGCAUCCACACAGGAGAGAGGCCCUUCGUCUGCAGCCUCUGUGGGAGGGGCUUUUCCAAUCGCUCCGGGAUCCGCUUCCACUAUCGCACAGUUCACUGCCUGACAGCUGAACAUGACGGGGAGGCGAGACCCAAAGCAACGGGAUGCUCUCCGGGGCGCCCAAGAACUCUGCCUUCGACCAGCGGUGGACCUGUGACGGACAGGGCUUCAGCUUCAGCUUCAGAUCCUCUCAGUUCCACAGAACUGAUUCCUACUAACCAUGGGAGGAUCACAACCAGUGGAAAUGAGAGCAGGUCACCAGCAGAAGGAGCAGGCAGCAGCAGAGAGGAGUUGCCCUAUGCCUGCGAGGAUUGCGGUCUGCGUUUUAAAGACGCCCCGACUAGGAAUCGACAUCAGACCCUGGUGCAUUACUCGCACGACAGCCGGGUGGAGGAGGAGAAUCUGGGACAAAGGAGUGAAAAUGUUCAGAAUCAAAACGAGUGAAAGCUCAUUAAUGUUGGUGUCUGUGCCUUGCAAAAGUAUUGACGUUCUUGGAAGUUUUUCCCAAUUUUGCCAAAUUACAACCCCAAUGCAGUGGUUUUUUGGGGGGGAUUUUGUUUUCAAAGGCCAACCCAAACUGUUGCAUGAAAAGAAAGUGAAGGUAAAUGGAUAUAUCUGUCCAUCCAUCCAUUUUCUUACACGCUUAUCCCAUUGGGGUUGGAGUACAUUGCGUUAUGUGAAUCAAAGCUAAUCAUGCUACCGCUAACAAGCUGCUACUUGCAGCUCAUUAUUAUAAGGUAUAUAGUCAUAGCAUAAGAUAUAUCUAACUAGUUGGUUAGCUAGCUUUUUUCUGUCCGUUAUGGGUAAAGGCACAUUCAUAGGCAGUUCAUCAAGCACCAGAUUUACCGAUUAAUAAUCGUAUUUCAAAAGAAGUUACUGCUGCAGAAGGAAAUAUUGUUGAGAAGGAGAGCCGGGACUACAGAUGCCGACUGAUGUAAAAAAAAAGAUGAAAAGGAAUUUAUUGAGUUAAAAAUGCUAAACCACGCACGUUCCUUCCACUUCACAAUAAUGUGCUAUUUAGUGUUGGUCGCUCACAUGAACCCCCAAUAAGCCCGUUAAAGGCUUUACCGAGUUCUGCUCUUGACAAGGUAUCAAAAGGUGUGGACACUUUUGCACGGCUCUGCACCGACGAGGCACAGCAGCGAAAUCUGUCGACCGUUUUGUGGUUUGUUUCAUUCAUUGCUAUGUGCAUGUACGUAAUUUACCUGUUUUAUUUUAUCACAUAGAUCAUUUACACAAUGAGGCAGAUUUGGCUGAGCACCAAUUAGUUUUGUUGUGUGGUUCCAUUUCAGGUUUAGGACCAUCUCUUCCAGUUUAAAAAACAAAAACAAAACAAAACAAAAAAACAGCGUAUUGUUCUUAACAU
Messenger RNA from Poeciliopsis prolifica (blackstripe livebearer), 2917 nucleotides. RefSeq lists its product as uncharacterized. Gene Ontology annotation, molecular function: DNA-binding transcription factor activity, RNA polymerase II-specific; RNA polymerase II transcription regulatory region sequence-specific DNA binding. The record is from RefSeq and is a predicted model, not a curated record. Gene Ontology annotation, biological process: regulation of transcription by RNA polymerase II. Lineage: Eukaryota; Metazoa; Chordata; Actinopteri; Cyprinodontiformes; Poeciliidae. The coding region runs from base 229 to 1995 and encodes 588 amino acids. Gene Ontology annotation, cellular component: nucleus. The transcript is spliced from 3 exons.